CUGCGGCCGAGAGCGCUGCCGGGCGGGGGCGGCGCGUCUGGGUCCCGGCCCGGGCGGGGGGAGCCGGGGCGGGAGGCGCUCGCCUCUGGGGGCCUUCAGGCGCCCGCCGCCCCGCGACCCCUUUGCAGGCCCGCGCGCUCCUUCCUGCUCCACGUGCGCGGGACCUCGGGGAGCUAAUCCGGGGACCCCGCUGUAGCUGGGAAUCGGGGUCCGGGUCCCCGCUGUAGUUCCCACCGCGCAAGGGGCAGCUCCGAGGGCCGUGGGCGCGUCAGACGCCAUGAGCGUGGGCUUCAUCGGGGCGGGCCAGCUGGCCUUUGCCCUGGCCAAGGGCUUCACGGCGGCAGGCGUCCUGGCCGCCCACAAGAUCAUGGCCAGCUCUCCAGACAUGGACCUGGCCACGGUCUCCGCCCUCAGGAAAAUGGGGGUGAACCUGACGCCCCACAACAAGGAGACGGUGCAGCACAGCGACGUGCUCUUCCUGGCAGUAAAGCCGCACAUCAUCCCCUUCAUCCUGGACGAGGUUGGCGCCCACAUCGAGAGCCGGCACAUCGUCGUGUCCUGCGCGGCCGGCGUCACCAUCAGCAGCAUCGAGAAGCACCCCUGCUGGCCGGGGCUGGGAGGGACACCCCGCUGGCUUCUCCUACAGAAGCUCAGGGCGUUCCAGCCGGCCCCCAAGGUCAUCCGCUGCAUGACCAACACGCCGGUGGUGGUGCGGGAGGGGGCCACCGUGUUCGCCACGGGCACCCACGCCCACGUGGAGGACGGCCGGCUCCUGGAGCAGCUGCUGGGGAGUGUGGGCUUCUGCGCGGAGGUGGAGGAGGACCUGAUCGACGCCGUCACGGGACUCAGUGGCAGCGGGCCCGCCUACGCAUUCACAGCCCUCGAUGCCCUGGCUGACGGGGGCGUGAAGAUGGGGCUUCCCAGGCGCCUGGCAGUCCGCCUCGGGGCCCAGGCUCUGCUGGGUGCUGCCAAGAUGCUGCUGGACUCGGAGCAGCACCCAGGGCAGCUCAAGGACAACGUCUGCUCCCCCGGAGGCGCCACCAUCCACGCCCUGCAUGUGCUGGAGAGCGGGGGCUUCCGCUCCCUGCUCAUCAACGCUGUGGAGGCCUCCUGCAUCCGCACCCGGGAGCUGCAGUCCAUGGCCGACCAAGAGAAGGUCUCGCCCGCUGCCAUUAAGAAGACCGUCCUGGACAAGGUGAAGCUGGACUCUCCUCCAGGGGCCGCGCCGGCCGCUUCGGGCCACUCCAAGCUGCUCCCCCGCAGUGUGGCCCCAGCGGGCAAGAAGGACUGAGGGUCCCGCCUGCGCACCGGGCUGCCCUCUGCCUUCCCUCUCCUGGGCUUGGAGCUCCUGCGCUGGGCGUCUUGAGGCCCAAGCCACACAGGGUGUCCUGUCCGCAUGGUGGCCUGCCCAUGGCUCUGGUCAACUUGGGCCUAGCAGGGUCAUAGCCGGGGGGGAUACAUCACUUCCCAGUGGGAGCCUCCCUGAGCGCUUCCUGGCCCAGAAGAGGGGUGGACUCUCUGAGUGCAACCUCCUCCUUCCUCUGCUCCCAGCUCAGAAGGGGUUCAGCUCCCAGUGUCAGCUGCCCUGGGGCUUGGCCCCUUCCUAAGCACAGAGGUCAAGGUUCCCUGCCCUGAAGGUCCAGCCAAGAGGAGAGCCCCCUCCCACGCCUGCCACUUCCCCAACCUCCUUGCGCAGGGACACCUCCCUCGGUGUCGGGGGACCAGCAUCCUGACCUCAGAGGAGGGACCUCGGUUCUUGGCCGGCUGCCAGCUGCCCCUUGCUCCCACUUGACACUUGAGAAGGGCUCCUCGGGCAGGUGGCCUUCCAGGUCCGCGGAGCACUCAGGCCACUGUCUCCCCCUCCUGGCCUUUUAGGUUCAAUAAACUGGUUUCCAGCCCUAA
Molecule: messenger RNA, 1902 nt
Organism: Myotis myotis
Lineage: Eukaryota; Metazoa; Chordata; Mammalia; Chiroptera; Vespertilionidae
Gene: PYCR1
Product: pyrroline-5-carboxylate reductase 1
Exons: 8
Coding region: 278-1291 (337 amino acids)
Biological process (GO): L-proline biosynthetic process
Molecular function (GO): pyrroline-5-carboxylate reductase activity
Source: RefSeq, a predicted model, not a curated record